Micropterus salmoides (largemouth bass) is the source of this 2393-nucleotide messenger RNA. It is a transcript of the gene ddx4, whose product is annotated as DEAD (Asp-Glu-Ala-Asp) box polypeptide 4. Gene Ontology annotation, biological process: gamete generation; cell differentiation. Gene Ontology annotation, cellular component: P granule; nucleus. The transcript has 23 exons. Bases 98 to 2035 code for a protein of 645 amino acids. The record is from RefSeq and is a predicted model, not a curated record. NCBI's taxonomy places the organism in Eukaryota, Metazoa, Chordata, Actinopteri, Centrarchiformes, Centrarchidae. Gene Ontology annotation, molecular function: ATP binding; RNA helicase activity; RNA binding.
UGCAAAGUGCGCCCGACUCUUGACAGUGACCUGAAGGAGCGCGGCUGCACGACGACGGAGGGAAUCACCGAGCUGUAUUUAACAAAAGUGAACAAAAAUGGACGAUUGGGACGAAGAGGGAUCAACUAAUAAUGUCAGUGCUGUUACACUGACAAGCUACACCUGGAGUGAAGGCUCACAAGGAGACUCCUGGAACAGUGGUGGCGGUGGCGACUAUGGAAGAGGUCGUGGUGGAAGAGGCCGAGGCAGACUAGGAGGAUUUAAAAGCUCAUUCUCAGGUGGUGAUGAGAAUGGGAAUGAUGGGGACAACUGGAACAGUUCAGGAGGAGAACGAGGUGGGAGGGGAGGCAGAGGAGGCCGAGGGCGCGGCAGAGGAUUUGGCAGAACGGAUCGAAGCGAAUUCAACGGAGACGACGAUGGAGUGUGUGAAAAUGGGUUUAAAAGAGGAAGAGGCGGCAGAGGGGGUUUCAGACAAGGUGGUGAUGAAGGUGGCAGAGGAGGCUUUGGAGGAGGCUACCGUGGAAAAGAUGAGGAGGUCUUUACUCAACGGGAAGAUAAAGAAAAUAAAGAUGCAAGCGAGGGUGAAAGACCAAAGGUCACGUAUGUUCCUCCGGCCUUGGCCGAGGAUGAGGAUUCAGUUUUUUCCCACUAUGAGACCGGCAUUAAUUUCAACAAGUAUGAUGACAUCUUGGUGGAUGUGAGUGGAACCAACCCACCGCAGGCUAUCCUGAGUUUUGAAGAAGCAGCAUUGUGCGAGUCCUUGAGAAGAAACGUCAGCAAGUCUGGUUACGUGAAGCCGACCCCUGUGCAGAAGCACGGCAUCCCAAUCAUCUCUGCUGGCAGAGAUCUCAUGGCCUGUGCUCAGACCGGAUCUGGUAAAACGGCGGCUUUCCUGCUCCCUAUUCUCCAGCAGUUGAUGGCAGACGGUGUGGCAGCCAGUCGCUUCAGUGAGCUGCAGGAGCCUGAAGCCAUCAUCGUGGCCCCAACCAGGGAGCUCAUCAACCAGAUUUACCUGGAGGCCAGAAAGUUUGCCUUUGGGACAUGUGUGCGUCCAGUUGUGGUUUAUGGCGGAGUCAGCACUGGACACCAAAUGCGAGAGAUCUCAAAGGGGUGCAAUGUGGUGUGUGGAACGCCAGGGAGGCUGCUGGAUAUGAUUGGAAGAGGAAAGAUUGGGUUGAGUAAGCUGCGGUACUUUGUGCUGGAUGAGGCUGAUCGGAUGUUGGAUAUGGGUUUUGAGCCUGAUAUGCGUCGUUUGGUAGGCUCCCCUGAUAUGCCAUCCAAAGAGAACCGUCAGACCCUGAUGUUUAGUGCCACUUAUCCGGAGGAUAUCCAGAGGAUGGCGGCAGACUUCCUCAAGCCCGACUAUUUGUUCUUGGCUGUGGGAGUGGUGGGUGGAGCCUGCAGUGAUGUGGAGCAGACAUUUGUCCAAGUCACAAAGUUUUCCAAGAGGGAGAAGCUCCUUGACCUCCUCAAGACAACUGGAACGGAGCGCACCAUGGUGUUUGUGGAGACCAAGAGGCAAGCUGAUUUUAUUGCCACUUACUUGUGCCAGGAGAAGGUUCCGACUACCAGCAUCCACGGGGACCGUGAGCAGCGGGAGCGAGAGCAGGCGCUGAUGGACUUCCGCUCUGGCAAAUGUCCGGUCCUGGUGGCGACCUCUGUAGCUGCCCGCGGUUUGGAUAUUCCAGAUGUACAGCAUGUGGUGAACUUUGACCUCCCUAACAACAUUGACGAAUAUGUCCACCGUAUUGGGAGAACUGGCCGCUGUGGCAACACUGGGAGAGCGGUGUCUUUCUAUGACCCGGAGGCUGACGGCCAGUUGGCUCGGUCCUUAGUCACAGUCCUGUCCAAGGCCCAGCAGGAAGUGCCUUCAUGGUUAGAGGAGUCUGCGUUCAGCGGCCCCAGUCCCACUGGCUUCAACCCCCCCAGGAAGAACUUCGCCUCCACAGACUCGAGGAAGGGAGGAUCUUUCCAGGACAGCAGCGCGAGCCAGCCGGCUGCUCAGACUGCAGCUGACGACGAAGAAUGGGAAUAGAGGGGACGUGGGAGCAGCACACAUUACACAGCAUUGACCUGAGUUGUUUUUCUUUUCAGAUGUUCAGCAUGUUGUAGUUUUAUUACUGUUUUUGUUUGAAGGAAAAAAAAAAAAAUAGUCUCAAUCAAGACUAAUUUGUUUUGUGUGAUGUGACCACUUUAUUGGUGUGCAGUGACUGCCAUAGUGUGGAAAGUUUGUUUUAUUUUAUUUUUUAUCACUACUUGCAUUUAAGAUGCUAAAACAAUGUGUCUGACCAUAAUUCUUAUGGUGAGUGUCAUGUAACAUAAGUGUUGUAUUCCAGCUAUAAUUUGUUUCCUACAAGGAUAAAGAUCAUAAAUAAAUAUUUGUUCAAAGCAAA